AUAAAUGUUCCUCUAUUGAAGAUGUGUAUUUUACCUAUACAGAUGUGGAGAAGAUACUGUGAAUUUAAGAUGGCAUACCAUGGAGCAGUUGCCCUUUUAUACCAAGGAAUGCAAGCAGAGGAACAACAGAAAAUGGGAGAGAGGGUUGCCUACUACCAAGCAGCUGUUGACAUGCUAAAGGAAGCCUCCAAAUUGGCCAAGAACUUAGAUCAGCAGGAG
Molecule: messenger RNA, 219 nt
Organism: Penaeus monodon (black tiger shrimp)
Lineage: Eukaryota; Metazoa; Arthropoda; Malacostraca; Decapoda; Penaeidae
Product: tyrosine-protein phosphatase non-receptor type 23-like
Biological process (GO): endocytic recycling; early endosome to late endosome transport; protein transport to vacuole involved in ubiquitin-dependent protein catabolic process via the multivesicular body sorting pathway
Cellular component (GO): endosome
Source: RefSeq, a predicted model, not a curated record